CGGCCAUAAACAACUUGCUUGAUGAAAACGAAGAGAGAUGGGGUUUGUGGUUUGACCGGAUUUAUUUGCUGUGAUUACUUGCGUUUGAAAUAGAGGAGACUUUCAAGAUGGUCAAGACACUUUGUAUUUGUCAGAUUUGUACGUGUGGGAGGCAUCGAUGCGCCCACAGACCCGAAGCAAAGACUCCAGUUCAUCCAUGUCGAUUUACAGAGUAUCAAGAUCGCUACAAGAGACAUCCUCUCGACCGCAGAUUGCCGUUCAAACCAGAAUACACGGUCAAAAACUCGUCCCAGCCGAUGGACGAAAAAACAAAUUAUUCGACUGAUUAUGUCCCACAUUCGUAUGCUCCUCCGACAAAACGCGAAAAGGCCCCGUACAUAAGGCCGCAAGGGCAGAUGGCUGGUGAAAGCAGCUACAAACAUGACUAUCCCGGAACCGUGGUCCCUCCCGCUACAUCUGCCAAGCCACUAGCAACGUUUCAUGCUCAUGAGAGUCCGUUUGACGGCAGUACAGUCCAUCAAGAUACUUACAGGCCUUGGGAUUUGAGGCUGUGCAAGAUGGAAAGUAUGAAACCAGAUGCCAUGCCAGCGGCUCGAGAUGGCAAAAUGAAUGGUAAAACCAUCUUUCAAACCGACUACCCUGGAUACUAUUUGGGAAGACGUCCACAGAUCCGGCCGCCAGACUCAGAAAUCCGUGUGAAUAAGGGUCCUAUGGAGAGUGACACAACUACUAGGCUUGAUUACACUAGAAAACAGGUUCUCCCAGCUGAAUCAGCCAAACCUGUUGAGAAACGCCCCAAUACCAGCCAACCUUUCAAAGGAAAUACCACAUUUAUGGAUGAUUUUGCCUACAGAGGUGGCAGGCCUGCUUCUAGUUUCAAGCCAAUUCAGGAUGUCAUCAAGUCAAAUAAGCCAUUUGAAGGAGACACUACCACAGGUGUGACCUAUAGGCGCUGGGCGAUUCCCAAGCGAGAAGUACGAGCAAAGGAAGCCUACAGACCACCAACAGCCAAGUUUUUAACCAACACCACUUUUCAGCAUGAUUACCCAAAGUGGGACAUACCACCAGCUGAAAGUGCCAAACCUCCAGUCACGUCAUUUACAUCUGGCAAGCCUUUUGAGGAUAGUACAACACAUAAAGAUGCAUUCAAGGCAUGGGAAUUACAAGGAACUCAAAGGAGUGGCCGACCCGAUGAAUACAGACCACCAUCUGGGAAAUUCCAUGGUGAAUCCACAAUGCGAAGUCACUAUAGAGGGCAGUAUGUACCUCCAGCCAAACCUGCCCGUCACGAUGCCCACAGGCCAAUGAGUGGGGAGAUGACAAUGAAUACAACCUACAAAGACACCUUCACUGGCGAACGACCUCAUAGUUGUCCUGCACAGGGAAUCCAGCAGUGGCAACCAGGCCCACAGAGAGGGUACUUCUACAGUCAUGAUAAUCGGGGUCACAGUUUCUAUAUGCCACUUUCUGAAACUGUGCAACCCCUUACUUUAACAGCUUAGAUUUGUACCACCAGCCAAAACUGAAUUCAAUUUUCAUGUGAUCAAAAUUGUUCUUUAUUCUGUCUGUUGCUGUUUUUUUAUUUUUUUAUUUUUUUUUCGGUCAACAAGUGAACUUCUGUAGGAUUUGCUGUUGGUUCAAAUUAUUUAAUUAAGAAAAAUAAAUUUCUAAGAUGUAAGUAAAUGUAUGGUGCAAGAAAAGCAAAAUCAUGGAAUAUCUUUCACAUAGCACUUACAAUAUUUUAAUGUGAAUUUUUUUCUUUAAUUAUAAACUGCUUUCAUAGCAGCUUAGCAGUAGAAAAACAUAAAAUUUGAAUUAUAAUUUAACGUUGCCACAAAAUGAACACCCUUACUGUUUAAUCCAAGCACCUAAAUAUUCCAAAAAAAAUUAUGUGUACACUGUAUGUUAAAUUUGUUGCCAAGGGAAACAAAGUGGUGAUAUGAAACACAGCUGAAUCUUUGUAUUUGCUUUCAGCUGUUCAGGUAAUGGAGGCCCUAUAAUUGUUUUUAUGUAAAUGAGCUUUCUCAUUUCCUAGAAAUUUUCAAUUUGAAGGUUCAGUGGUAUCAGUUAGUGUUUGCACUGACUGUGCAUGCAACAGUGUUGAUGCCAGUAGAUAAAUACUACAUGUACAAGUCUUUCAAGUAUAACAAAGUCUCAAUCUGUACUGAGGUUUUCUAGUUUGUGGCUAUAUUCCCCACUCUAAUCUGUAUAUUACCAUUAGAUUUUUAAUUUAAUGUUUUAAGUUUCCUCUAACAGUAUAAGGUAAUAGUUUAGUGACACUUGCUUAUAACGUUUUCAUUUUCAUGGGCAUAAAAUGACCUUAUUAUCCAAAAAAAAAAAAUACAUACAUUACUUGUUCCUGGACUUUAAGUGCCAUUAGGAUCAUUUUAUCUUAAAACUCCAUGAUCUAUUACCUGACUCAUUAGCAAGAGCUUUUUUCUUAUUCAAACCAUGCUCUUUUACAACAAUACAAUAAUUGUAGUUAGUUGAUUUAAUAGAAGUAUUCCUUAAGACUCAUCAGAUGUUACAUAGAGAUAAAUUUCCAUGCUGGUCACCUGCAUAUAUUCUUUUGCAAAAAAAAAUAUGAAGUUCUGCAUACUACAUCCCUAAAAGGCAGAUUUUACAAUGAUCAUGAAAGUGGACUGAUGUUUUCCAAGGAAAUAUUUGGGAUUUGAAGUUUGAAAAAUUGGAUAUAUGAUGUAUGUAGGUGACCCAUCCAUCAUUACAUAAUAAGAAGUUAGGCACUUUUUUUUUGUCCAGUGAUCAAGAUAAAUAUUCUCCUUGCUGUUUCAAGUACUCACUUUUACUUGUCUUACAAGACUUCAGUGGUAUUUGUCGUAUUGGAACACGUUUAAGUCUUAUUGUGUCCUUAAUUCUUGUUAUUCCUAUCUGUCCUAGGAGAAAACAGCUGAUGAUCAAUUUUUAUUUUGUGGAAAAUAGUUUAAUUGGCUUUGAGUGAAAAUAGGAUUUUGAUAUGACGAAAAGCUGUUCAUGUGACAGCAAGGAGAAUUACAUUGCACAACUAGAUUAAUUAAAAUAUUUUGUUAAGAUCUAAGACUAUCCAUUUUACACCUAAAAAUGCAAUCUAUGAAUUAAAGUAUGGUGUAAAUAGUUGUACUCUCAUUUUGUUAUUAGUUGACAAAGAUGUUUGGUCAGGCUUGUGCCACUGGGGAACCAACCACAAUUGAGAUGAUGCAUUCCAUCGAUGACCAGCAAUGGUAUAGGUUGGCUCUCUACAGCCACAUACUAGUAACAGAUUAUGGGUAUUGUUUUGACAAGAACAGUCAUUCAAGAAAAUGGAAAAAAAGUAUCAUCUCAAGAGACAUUGCACAUUCAUGCCAGUUGCAAUGAAAAACCAUUCAUAAGCACUGUUGCUUAGGAGACAGCUGCUGACUUCCUAGACUAUUAGAUUUGCAGUUCAAUUGUAACUCUUAAUAUCUCAAAACUCUAAUGAAUGGAAAAGAAAAUUGUACAAAUCCAUUUUAUUUUUUGAUCAGUCGAAUAAAGUUAAAAAUGCC
Messenger RNA from Pocillopora verrucosa, 3518 nucleotides. Its product is annotated as stabilizer of axonemal microtubules 2. Gene Ontology annotation, cellular component: cytoskeleton. The record is from RefSeq and is a predicted model, not a curated record. NCBI's taxonomy places the organism in Eukaryota, Metazoa, Cnidaria, Anthozoa, Scleractinia, Pocilloporidae. Gene Ontology annotation, molecular function: microtubule binding.